Messenger RNA from Uranotaenia lowii, 1610 nucleotides. RefSeq lists its product as uncharacterized. The record is from RefSeq and is a predicted model, not a curated record. NCBI's taxonomy places the organism in Eukaryota, Metazoa, Arthropoda, Insecta, Diptera, Culicidae. The transcript has 2 exons. Gene Ontology annotation, molecular function: nucleic acid binding. The coding region runs from base 84 to 1127 and encodes 347 amino acids.
AUCUAGGCAUCGAGUUUUCGCCUAGUAAAACCGAGUUAGUAGUUUUUUCAAGGAAGCAUUCCCCUCCUCAAAUAGAGCUCCUUAUGAUGGGUAGAACUCUAACUCAAUCUCUUAGUUUUAAAUAUUUGGGUGUCUGGUUCGACUCUAAAUGCCUCUGGGGAAAACAUAUAAGGUACUUGACUCAAAAAUGCCAAAAGAGAAUCAAUUUUCUUCGAACGAUUACUGGAACCUGGUGGGGUGCUCAUCCUCAGGACCUCAUCAGGUUAUACCAAACAACGAUACUGUCGGUCAUAGAAUACGGAAGCUUUUGCUUUGGGUCCGCCGCGCAAACCCACUUGAUUAAACUAGAACGAAUACAGUAUCGUUGUUUGCGUAUUGCCAUGGGUUGUAUGCAAUCGACACAUACGAUGUGUCUCGAAGUACUGGCGGGAAUAAUGCCGUUGAAAAAUCGGUUCUUCGAUUUAUCGCUACGUUUCCUAAUUCGAAGUGAAACUAUGAAUCCUUUGGUGAUAGAAAAUUUGGAAAGGCUUAUGAAUAUUAAUCCGCAAGUAACAUAUGUAAAUAAUUAUAAAACUUUUAGUCAAUUAGAAAUAAAUCCUUCUUUAUUAAAUUCGGACACGAGUCACUUUUACCCGAGUAGCAGUUCCUUGAUAAGAUUCGAUCUGUCCAUGACCGCUGACAUCCAUGGAAUACCAGAUCACGUCCGACCCAACAUUAUUCCUUCAAUCUUUGCUUCAAAAGUACGUGAAAUUGAUCCUAUAAAAAUGUUCUUUACUGAUGGUUCUAGAAUCGACAAUGCGACUGGCUUCGCAGUGUAUAAUGAGGGCUUUGAAGCUUCGUUCAAGCUUCGAGAGCCAUGCUCCGUUUACACUGCUGAACUAGCCGCUAUUUACUGCACCUUAAAACACAUUCGCACACUGCCCGCAGACCACUAUUUCAUCUAUUCGGAUAGUCUCAGCUCCGUUGAGGCAAUUCGAUCGAUGAAACUGAUGAAGCGCUCUUCCCAUUUUUUGCUGGAAAUUUCAGGGAUAUUGGGCGCUCUGAUCGAAAAUUCGUAUAGGAUUACCUUAGCUUGGAUCCCGUCUCAUUGUCUUAUCACCGAAAAUAAUUUUCACUUUAAAGAGUAACCUACCGUCCAAUGGGUUCCACAAACUCCACCAGAAGUCUGGCCAGGAAGACGAUAAUCUGAAGUAGCUCCAGCUACAGGAAGCCACCACCGAGCCCAGAUGGAGAAAUGUUUCCGAAAGUGAACCCUAAACGCUCCCCUUCCCAACCCCCAAAUAAGAAUACAACUAACAGUUGAGUCGCCGCGACUAUUACGGCUCCCCCUUCUACUAACAUAGAUUAAUAAAGUGAUACACUCGGCAAAACGAAACUUUAUAAAAAGUAAAAUGCCUUAAUAAACAAACCUAUGAUAAAAAAAAAAAAAAUUUUUAACGUUCUUCAAAACGGAAUUAAUAUCUAUCCAAAUCGCUUCUUAGUACUCAUUGAUGAUAUGAUAAAAAAUGAUUUUCUCCUCUGCGCUUGUUAACUGAUGAUCUACCUUGUUCACUUUAUUUUGUUCAAAAAGUAUAACUUAUAUUAUGCAAAAUAUACUCCACUUAGUAAUA